This is a messenger RNA of Bradysia coprophila, 1509 nucleotides long. Its product is annotated as cysteine-rich hydrophobic domain-containing protein 2. The record is from RefSeq and is a predicted model, not a curated record. NCBI's taxonomy places the organism in Eukaryota, Metazoa, Arthropoda, Insecta, Diptera, Sciaridae.
CCAACAUACAAGUCCAAAAUUUCGAUCUCAAGUAUAUUUUUCACUUUCUAUAGAAACUAUUUUUAAUUUUCCAUUCUUAAAUUUCAUUUUCAAAAUGCAUUCUCAAAAACAAUAAUUUGUAAAUUUACCAACACAAUAGAACGAUCUUCGCACCGAUAGAUCGUUGCCGUGAAUACUGAGCUUUGAAUUGGGAAAAUUGAUGAUGACAGUACCGAAAUUUGUGUGUAGUGAUUAUUGUUGAAGAAAAGACAGACUCCGAUGGAUGUUAAAGUUAUAGUGUUUACAAAAAAAGUAAAUUGAUUGCACAGAAAGGACUGCAACUGCAUACUGUUGAUCGUAUCAUAAAACUAUGAUAAAAAAAGUGAAAAUAAAAAUAAUGCAAACAUUUAGUGAACAAAAACUAUAAAAAGGUUUGAUUGCAUUUCCAUGCACGAAUCCUUUUCUAUUUGAGUUUCAUUAAUACAAAAAGAUCGUGUGCUUCUGUUGCUCAAUCAAUUUCGUUUUCAACUUAUUCUUCAUCCGUUCUUUUUCGUUGUUGUUGGACAAAAAUCAUGGCAGACUUCGAUGCCAUCUAUCAAGAUGAAAUUGUUGACGAAGUCCUGGAAGAAGUUGUUGCCUUGUCUCCGGAGCCAAUCGUUAUACGCGGGGCAGGAAACAUGACUGUUUUUGGCUUAAGUAAUCGGUUCAACGUCGAAUUUCCAGCUGGUUUGGUCUCUCGUGUAGCGCCCGAAGAGUUCAAGGCCACAAUACAGCGGAUAAAUAGCGUACUAAAGAAAACACUACCAUUAAAUGUGAAAUGGUUAUUUUGCGGUUGCAUAUGUUGUUGUUGCACUCUAGGUUGUUCAUUGUGGCCUGUGAUAUGUUUAAGCAAACGAACACAACAUACUCUAAAUAAACUGCUGGAAUGGGAAAAUAGUCAUCUGUACCACAAACUUGGACUGCGAUGGCGACUCACAAAGCGACAAUGCGACUCCAAUUCAAUGAUGGAAUAUGUUUUGUUAAUAGAAUUUGUACCUAAGACACCAAUUUAUCGUCCCGAUUAAUCAUUCCCGAAGUAUCGUCCCAACCUCGCAACAAUGAUUAACACCACACACACCUAUCAUCAAUCUCAUCAACCCUUAUAUGCCAAUUUAUUUUAGUUUAGGUAAUGUUUAAAGAGAAAAUGCGAAUUAAUUUUAUGGAAACAAAAUGAGUCAGAGAAUAUGUUUGUUUGCGUUGGAGGAAUUAAUGGAAUUUGAAUGGAACGGUGUGUAUAUAAUGCAAAAUGAUAGAACUUUGAGUGAAGAAUUUCGUUUUACAGACCUAAGUUUUUAUUCGAUUUUACUUUCAAGUUUGUUUGCCGUCACGAAUCGCAAGAAAUUUUUUAUUUUUCAUUUGUGGCAUUUUUCCUCCAUACAAAAUGAAAAAGUUUUUUUUUACAAUUCAUUUCAUCCCUUCCAUGAAUCCUAAUUUAUUUGUAAAAUAAUAAAAAAAUGAAGAAAAAAAAAUUGAAUGAUAUCAUUAACAAAA